Penicillium roqueforti is the source of this 234-nucleotide messenger RNA. RefSeq lists its product as uncharacterized. The transcript has 3 exons. The coding region runs from base 1 to 234 and encodes 77 amino acids. The record is from RefSeq and is a predicted model, not a curated record. Lineage: Eukaryota; Fungi; Ascomycota; Eurotiomycetes; Eurotiales; Aspergillaceae.
AUGACAGAGCUGAUCUUUAGGGGGGUUGACCAUCCCGUACGGAAUACGGAGCACUCCUUUGUGUGCGGGCGAGUUUUUGUAACUCCUUUUCUGGAGUCGAUAUGGGUCCCUUCAGCUGCACAAAAUCUGGUGGCGCCGGGCCAGGGGUUAAGUAAAGGGCGGAACUAUCCAUCCGAUCAAUCUAUUCUCACUCACUUCCCCGUGGAAUUCGCCACAUGCGGAGCUCCAAUCUGA